This is a messenger RNA of Pogonomyrmex barbatus (red harvester ant), 933 nucleotides long. RefSeq names its product corticotropin releasing hormone binding protein (gene crh-BP). Gene Ontology annotation, biological process: negative regulation of corticotropin secretion; negative regulation of corticotropin-releasing hormone receptor activity; hormone-mediated signaling pathway. The record is from RefSeq and is a predicted model, not a curated record. Lineage: Eukaryota; Metazoa; Arthropoda; Insecta; Hymenoptera; Formicidae. Gene Ontology annotation, molecular function: corticotropin-releasing hormone binding.
AUGAGGUACGCAAAUACGCAAAUUAAUAGAAACGGGAUAGCGUUGAAAAUAGAAUACUUUAUAACGAAUGAAGCAGUUGCUAAUAUCUUGGCUUAUGAAGCGGGAACGAAGACUUUAUUUGACAUACCACGUGAACAUUAUCGACCGGUUACAGAUUGUAUGUUUGUUACUUCUGAAAGCGGGCCGUUUUCUUAUAUAUCGUCAACUAAUGAUGAUAACGUUUGUGGAAUAUAUUUUUUAACUGAUCCCGAUCGCGUAAUAGAAAUACAUUUCCAUAGCUUCGAUGUUCCAUGCGAUCAUCGUGGACUUCUAGCAGUAAUCGACGGUUGGGAAUUGAAUGGCGAAAUAUUUCCAAGCGAGAACGACCAUUCAUUAUCGAUGAAAGAAAGAAUGAACGAGUUCUGUGGUAAAAACAGGUGGUACAAGAAAAUUUUUACCAGUUCGCAAAACGCUGCAGUUCUCCAAUAUAGAGUACCUCUACGUGGAAAAGGUUUUGUCGUAUCCGCAAGAUAUCCAAAAAAUCCAAGACCCUGCAACGUCUUGUCGGUCAGCACGACGGAUCCAUUCACACUUCGCAAUUACGGCAGGCGGAUUAAUUGCACUCUCAUGGCGGUGUAUCCCGGUGCCGUACGAAUAAUCGCCCUCGGAAUCGGCGGUAGCAGCUCGCAUGGCGUCGUUCGCACGACCGAAACCGGCAUUUUACACAAAUGCGAUACGAGGAGCCCGCGAGAUCAAUUGCAGAUCGGAGGCAGCCGCGGCUUCGACACGACGAAACUCGACGUAAUUGACUCCAUUUGCGGCAUUGAUUCCAAACCCGAUGUAAAGGAGCUGGUGGCGUACGACGUAACACGAGUCCGUUGCGUCGUCGACGAUCGCCGAGUGCAUUGUGAAGCCUGCGUAAAAGUAAGAGGUACCAUAAUGACGAUCAAGUAG